This is a messenger RNA of Cornus florida, 1244 nucleotides long. Its product is annotated as homeobox-leucine zipper protein HAT22-like. Bases 215 to 1087 code for a protein of 290 amino acids. Lineage: Eukaryota; Viridiplantae; Streptophyta; Magnoliopsida; Cornales; Cornaceae. The transcript has 3 exons. Gene Ontology annotation, biological process: regulation of DNA-templated transcription. Gene Ontology annotation, molecular function: sequence-specific DNA binding; DNA-binding transcription factor activity, RNA polymerase II-specific. The record is from RefSeq and is a predicted model, not a curated record.
GUUAAUAGAGAGAGAGAGGAAGCUUCCUUUGGUCAACCUUAGAGGACAUAGAGAGAUGGGAAUUUUUCAUAUAUAGUUCCACAGUUUAGAUUCGUUUUCUCUGCAUCAUUCCUUCCUUUGAUUCAACUCUUUCCCCUCCAUAAGAAUUCUCCAUACCCUUUAUUUUUUCUCCACUUGUUCCAACAUAUAUCUCAAUACUUUGUCCUAGUUCUUCAUGAUCACUAGGUUUUACAAAAUGGGUUUAGAAGAUGUUUGUAACACUGGCCUUAGUCUUAGCUUAGGUUCUCUUGAUCACAGGCCCGAGAAUCAUUUGCUUCAUCAUCAAAAUAAGAAGAAAUCGUCACUAAAAUCCGAUGAUCAUCCCUUGUUAUUUCCAUCUCUUGCACUCGGCUUAUCAUCAAAUGAAACAUAUCGAACAGCUCUAAAAAUCGAUGUGAGUAAAGUGCACGGCGAAGCCACGACUGUUUUGCAACGACAGGCCUCUUUGCUGAGUGCAGUAUCAUCAUAUUCUAACUCCAGUAUGAAGAAGGAGAGAGUUGACCUAAGUGGUGAAGAGAUAGAGAUGGAGGUAGAGAAAGUCUCUUCAAAGUUGAGUGAUGAUCAUGAUCAUGAUCAUGAUCAAGAAUAUGAGGAGGGUAGUGCAAGGAAGAAACUUAGACUCACCAAAGAACAGUCUCUUGUUCUAGAGGACAACUUCAAAGAACACAGCACUCUCAAUCCUAAACAAAAGCAGACCUUAGCAGAACAGCUGAAUCUACGGCCACGACAAGUAGAAGUUUGGUUUCAGAACAGGAGAGCAAGGACUAAGAUGAAGCAAACUGAAGUAGAUUGUGAGGUAUUGAAGAAGUGUUGUGAAGCACUAAGAGAUGAGAACAGAAGGCUACAGAAGGAGCUGCAUGAACUCAAAGCACUGAAACCGAUGGCUUCUUGUUAUAUGCAACUUCCAGCUGCCACCCUUACCGUGUGCCCAUCCUGUGAGAGAAUUGGUGGCAGUGGCAGUGGCGAAAGCACGUCUAAAAAGCCUUUCCCAAUCAGAACAAGGCCUCAGUUUUACAAUUCCUUUAGCCAUCCAUCAGCAGCUUUCUAGGAAAAUUACCAUGCCAGAACAUCUUUUUUCCGUUCGAGGCUUUGGAUUCCCUCUAAAAUAUGAAUUUUGUAAGCGUAGCUCCCUUUCUCUAGAUCUAUGUGUUGUACAUAGAUAUGUUAGUGAAUCUUUAAUCUAUGAAAGGACGUUUUUUUUUUUU